Salvia splendens (bonfire salvia) is the source of this 847-nucleotide messenger RNA. RefSeq lists its product as uncharacterized. Bases 64 to 588 code for a protein of 174 amino acids. The record is from RefSeq and is a predicted model, not a curated record. NCBI's taxonomy places the organism in Eukaryota, Viridiplantae, Streptophyta, Magnoliopsida, Lamiales, Lamiaceae. The transcript is spliced from 5 exons.
UCUUUUGCAGCGAGAUUUGAAGGUUAAAAUUGAUAGAACAAAAGAAGAAGCAGAAAUUUUGGGAUGGACGAAGGAGGCGGAUCAGUAAAUUCAAAUGCGACGGGAACGGUGACAUCGUAUCCUUCCAAAUCGAUUUUUUCGAAUCUUCCGUUGAUAUCAGCUCUUUUCGCCUUUGCUAUUGCGCAGUCAUUAAAGGUUUUGUCCUCAUGGUAUAGGGAAGACCGUUGGGAUCUCAAGCAACUUGUUGGCUCCGGGGGCAUGCCCUCGUCCCAUUCAGCAACCGUUGCUGCUCUUGCAGUGGCUAUCGGUUUCCAAGAGGGUUUUGGAGGAUCACAAUUUGCCCUUGCACUAAUCAUGGCAUUUGUGGUGAUGUACGAUGCCACUGGAGUGAGAUUGCACGCUGGGCGCCAAGCAGAGGUUUUGAAUCAAAUCGUAUGCGAGCUUCCAUCUGAACACCCUCUCGCUGAAAGCAUGCCCUUGCGCGAGCUUCUUGGCCACACUCCUCCUCAGGUUGUUGCUGGUGCGACACUGGGAAUGGUGACAGCAGCAGCAGGCCAUUUCCUCUUCAACUAUGGCGCCCGAGCCUGAUGAUUCUCGACUCUUAUACCACUGCCUCAAGCAAAACGCAGACGUGGUGGUGCACCAGACUCGUAAGAACGAAGAUUAGAUUAGGUUUUUUUUGGAGUGCAUAUUCUUGAAUUCCAGUUUAUGAAGAAAUGUGAAUAGCAGAGUUGGCUGUAGGGAGAAAGCUACCAUUGUUAUAGGACAUGCCAUAAUCCAGUGAUUGAAAAUUGCACACUGUGGAACAUAUUUUUGGAUAUAAAAACAACAGAUAAUUCUUUACUAA